GACAUUUGGGAACGCUUUUAAGGGAAACGUUUGGUGGAGCAGUAUGGUUUGGUGCUUACGAAUAUACAUCAGGCUACUUUUUGGUACAGAAAAAACAAGCGAACGAAAAUCUGACUCUCACAAAGGAUAGCCUUAGUACCGGGGAACUUAUGUUUGCUGGAGCGAUGGGAGGAAUGUCAUAUAAUUUAUUAACAUUUCCGGUAGAUUCCAUCAAAAGUCGCAUGCAGACAGAAGAAGAAUCGAUGAAAGCAGCUGGAAAGGCUUUCGAUAAGCAAGGGUCAGUUCAAAUUGCGCGACAAAUGUACAAGGCUGACGGUAUUAAAGCGUUCUAUAAAGGUUGUGGGAUGACUGUCGCUAGGAGUGCACCAUCAAGCGCGUUAAUAUUUUUGACAUAUGUAAGUGCAUCUCUGGUGUUUGAUUCACGCAAUAGCCUCCGACAAUUUGUAAAAUGA
Molecule: messenger RNA, 452 nt
Organism: Paraglomus occultum
Lineage: Eukaryota; Fungi; Glomeromycota; Glomeromycetes; Paraglomerales; Paraglomeraceae
Source: the annotation of a GenBank genome assembly